GCCGGGGCCGGGGGGUGGGACCAGCCCGGCGAUAAAACGGCGGCGCGGGCGGGACGGGACGGACGGAGGGAGCGAAGCAGCGGCGGGGCCGGUGCCGAGGGAGCGGCGGAUCCCGGGAACCGCUCAUUCCCCCCUCGCUCCCCUCCCUGCGCCCCCCAGGCCGGCAGCCGCGAUGCCCAACUUCUCCGGGAACUGGAAGAUGAAGAGCUCGGAGAAUUUUGAGGAGCUGCUGAAGGCGCUGGGAGUGAACGUGAUGCUGAGGAAGAUCGCGGUGGCGGCGGCGGCCAAGCCGGCCGUGGAGAUCCGGCAGGACGGGGAGAGCUUCUACAUCCGCACCUCGACCCCCGUGCGCACCACCGAGAUCCGCUUCAGGGUGGGCGAGGAGUUCGAGGAGCAGACGGUGGAUGGGCGGCCCUGCAAGAGCCUGGCCAGGUGGGAGAGCGAGAACAAGAUGGUGUGUGAGCAGCGGCUGCUCAAGGGCGAAGGGCCCAGGACAGGCUGGUCCCGGGAGAUGAGCAACGACGGGGAGCUCAUCCUGACCAUGACGGCCGAUGACGUUGUCUGCACCAGGGUCUACAUUCGGGAGUGACUCCCCAGCUCAGCUGACCCCCUCCCCAAUAUCCCCUCUCCCCCACCCCGUGUCCCCUCAAUCCCCUGCACUCAUCCCCCUGUCACAGGGGGGGUGUUGCAUCCCCCCGCGGGGGUACAGCAGCGAACCCCCUUUUUUUGGGGGGUCACACACACACGGAUUUCCCUCCCCCUGCAGGGCGGGGCUCUCCGGGAGCAGCGGAAUCUCCGGUCCCGUUCUGGCCCCGCUCUGCUGCGCUCGGGGCCUGGCGCGGAGCCGGGGUGCGGCGGGGGGUAACGCGGCCCCUCCCUGCCUUUUGGGCUGGUUUGAGCUGGUUUGGGUUCGGGCUGCUGUUGGUUCCCGCAGCCCCCAGCCCUGCCCCGCGACCCCUCCCCAGUAUUUAUUUGUGAAUAUGGUACCAGAUGGGAACACCAAACCCCCCCAGCAUGGGGCAGUGCCAGGUCCCAGCCCCCGCCAGGGUCCAACCUCCCUCUGUUGCCUCCCCCCUUU
This is a messenger RNA of Pyrgilauda ruficollis (rufous-necked snowfinch), 1078 nucleotides long. RefSeq names its product cellular retinoic acid binding protein 2 (gene CRABP2). The record is from RefSeq and is a predicted model, not a curated record. NCBI's taxonomy places the organism in Eukaryota, Metazoa, Chordata, Aves, Passeriformes, Passeridae. Bases 173 to 589 code for a protein of 138 amino acids. Gene Ontology annotation, biological process: fatty acid transport. Gene Ontology annotation, cellular component: nucleus; cytosol. Gene Ontology annotation, molecular function: fatty acid binding. The transcript is spliced from 4 exons.